Messenger RNA from Nothobranchius furzeri (turquoise killifish), 2957 nucleotides. RefSeq names its product solute carrier family 2 member 9, like 1 (gene slc2a9l1). Gene Ontology annotation, biological process: monosaccharide transmembrane transport. The record is from RefSeq and is a predicted model, not a curated record. Gene Ontology annotation, molecular function: hexose transmembrane transporter activity. Gene Ontology annotation, cellular component: plasma membrane. NCBI's taxonomy places the organism in Eukaryota, Metazoa, Chordata, Actinopteri, Cyprinodontiformes, Nothobranchiidae.
UGACAUAUUUAUGACUGGCAAGUAUUGUUGCCAGUGGUCACACAGCUUGUCAGUAGGUGAAAUGUCACCUAAUAAUAGGAAUAAAGAAAUAAUAAUAAUAUCGUUAUAACCAGGGCCGACCCUGGGGCAUUUUCACUGGGCAACAUUUUUCAAAAUCUCCAUUUGUUGUCUUACAUGAUCUGCAGGUUUUAGAGGGGUGUACUCACUGUUUACCUGCAUAAAUGCAUUAAAUUAAAACAAUAUAUAUUCAUCUGACAUAAAAAUGUUGCCACAAAAUUAAGUCAAAAACAAAGUAAAGUUCAUGCUAACAGGUCCACACAUUUGUAAAUCCAAAAGAAGAGAAACAAGUACUCCUUAAUCCAGCUCUCCAGACCCCACAUUCCAGUAAAUAUAAUCAAGAGGCUUUUGCAUGUUUGUCCCAUUAUGCAUAUGUGUACUUUACUUUUAACAUAUAAAAAUAUAUAGCACAAAAACCUGUGCACAACUUCACACGGUUUAUCUUGUCCUCAUUAAACCCACUGACUGACUUUCAAUAGUGUUGAUCCUCCUGGAUCUGUUAUUUUCUUCCUUCUGCUCACAUCACAGAGCAUACAGCCUCUGUUCAAUGAAUCCUCAGCAGUGUCAGCGUAUUAGAAAGCUAGUCUGGUAGUGGAAAAGUCACUUGUAAAACCUAAUACGAAACAGCCAUUAUGACAGCAUGACAGAAUGAGAGUAGAAAGAAGAAAGAAGAAAAUAUCAUUUCUAUAGCGCCUCUCAAGAUAAAAAUAACGAGGCGCUUAGUUAGUUAGUUAGUUAGUAAGUUAGUUAGUUAGUUUUCACAGAGAAAGUUAAUGAUAAGCAGCCAGCGUCCCGACAGUGUUCAUGCAGUUCCUGCAAGGGUCUCGCUGGUAAAGAAAGGAUGGAAACUUUGGUCCAGCAGCUGACUAAAGGCACCAGCCUGUUCCUUAUCAUCACUUUGGGCCUCGGCGGAAGCUUUCAGAACGGUUACCACCUGACCAGCCCAAGUUCUCCUUCACCUUUCAUUCAGCGCUUCAUCAACAGCAGCUGGUACGACCGAUACAGCGAGCCUCCUCAUCCGCAGACGGUCACAAUGAUUUGGUCUCUCGUCGUCUCGAUGUAUGCUGUCGGGGGACUCUUUGGUGCUGCCAGCGUCAAUUUUAUCUCACGCAGGCUUGGAAGAAAAAAGGCAAUAAUCUGCAGCAGCCUCAUUUCCAUCGUCGGCAUGGUGACCAUGCUCACAAGCAAAUACGCCAACACGUUUGAAAUGAUCAUUGUUGCAAGAAUCCUGUAUGGAUACUCAUCAGGUUUAGGAGGAAGCAUCCAUUUAAUCUAUCUUGGGGAGAUUUCACCCAGGAGGAUCAGAGGUCCUGUAACUCUCACGUACGUCAUUUUUCUUUCUCUUGGGAAACUAUCUGGACAGAUUUUUGGAUUAAGUGAGAUACUUGGUCGAGAGGACAUGUGGAAUGUCCUCCUCUCUGUCCCUGCGUGUUUCUCAUUGGCUCAGGUUGCAGUGCUGCCUUUUCUUCCCGAGGCUCCCAGAUAUUUAUUCAUAGAGAAACGAGAUGACGAGGCCUGCAAAAAAGCUCUCCAGCGUCUGUGGGGAAAAGGCGAGUACAAGCAAGAAAUGGAGGAAAUGUUGACCGAGAAGCUGGCCCUGGAAGCAGCUCACCUAAAAAGCUUGCUGCAGCUGCUGAAGGACAGGGCUGCCCGAUGGCAGCUCAUCACCAUGUCCAUCAUCGGCUACUGCAACCAGCUGUCUGGCACGCUGGCGAUUAGCACCUUCGCUUUUGACGUCUUCCUGGAGGUGGGCAUUCCAAAAGACGACAUCCGCUAUGCCACUCUGGGUCUUGGUGUGUCAGAAAUCCUCACCUCCAUCUUCUGUGGUUUUCUGAUUGAGCUCACAGGGAGGAGACCGUUGCUCUGGAGAGGCUACGCUGUCACGGCUGCCUGCUGGAUCCUGGUCACCAUCACACUCAAUCUGAAAGAUUUAGGCCCCUGGAUUCCAUAUGUCACUGCUACUCUGAUCUUCCUCUUCCAGGUCUCCUUUCGUGGAGGACCUGGUGCAGUUGCUUCUACACUCAGAAGUGAACUCUUCGUCCAGUCUGAUCGCCUGGCCGCAUUUGUGCUCAUGGGGCUGCAGUGCUGGUUCUUGAUCGCACUGUUGGGACUAGUUUUUCCCUUUAUAAUUAACUCCCUGGGUUCGUACUGCUUUGUGCUGUUUGGCUGCGUGUGUCUGCUGGGUAGCCUUUACACCUUCUUCCUCCUGCCUGAGACUAAAGGGAAGACCCUGCUGGAGAUCUCAGAGGAGUUUAAAGCCAUCACUGUCUGUGGAAAGUCCUUCUCAGAGGAAAAGAAAGUGGAGACCAGGCUGUAAGGCUGCAUUCAUGUAGAUGGGAGACCGUUCAAGUGAAGGGAAAAUGCACUGAGACAGGGGACUUCAUCCGGAAGGUAUUAGUACAGGUUUAUAAGAAGGGUUCACAAAGAAUUUUGAAUUGCAAAUAUUGCAAAAAUAUACAAAUAAGUGUCUAAAAUAACAAUGUAAAACUGAGAAUAACAACCCAACAUCAUGGCAGUAGCAAUUUCCAGAGUUUACAAGCCUCACAGCAGAGAAGAUCAGUCUUGCUGGAAGUAGCUCCGUCUUCUGUCUGUAUGAAGGAGGCUGGGUGGCUGGGAGCCACGUCUCAAAAGGAAAUAUGUGUAAUAAAAAGAAAGAAAGAAAGAAAGAAAAUGAUCAUUUCCUCUCAAGAUAAAAAUUAUGAGGCCUUUUCCAAAAGCAAAAAAUGUAAAAUAUAAAAAAGAUUUUUAAAAAUGAUUAAAAUAUGUUUAAAAUGAGCAAAAAAUAGACAAUUGUGAUUGAAAAAUGAAAGAGAGAGAGAGAGAGAGAGAGAGAGAGAGAGAGAGAGAGAGAGAGAGAGAGAGAGAGAGAGAGAGAGAGAGAGAGAGAGAGAGAGAGAGAG